UUCCCCUUCGGUCUCAAAGAAAUGGAUGAGGAAAAGAAAUCGGAGAGGGAGAGUAGAACCAGCGAGUCGGAGUGGGCCGAGUUGACUCACGAGUGCCUCAUCAACAUCCUCUUCCGCCUCUCCUUGGAGGACCGAUGGCGGGCAGCUAUGCGCGUGUGCAAAGCGUGGCAUCAAGCCUGCAAGGAUCCCUACCUCAAUUCGGUUCUCGACCUCGAAUCUCAUUUCGUCCCUGCCAAUGAAUUACCCCGCUUCUGGACUCCCGACUUCGAGCGCAGGGUUGAUAAUAUGCUCCGAUCCGUCGUCGUUUGGAGCUCAGGUUCCCUCACUCAGAUCCGCGUUAGGCAUUGCUCCGAUCGAUCUCUCGCCCUUGUUGCCCAAAGGUGCCCGAAUCUUCAAAUUCUUUCUAUCAGGAGCUCUCCUCAUGUUACCGAUGCAAUCAUGGCUGAAAUAGCUUCUGGAUGCCCCAAGAUCGAGGAGCUCGACAUCAGCUACUGCUAUGAAAUAUCUGACAAAUCUCUGGCAAUCAUAGGCGCUCGUUGUCCAAAUCUGCAUGUGCUUAAGAGAAACCUAAUGAACUGGCUGGAUCCUUCCCAGCAUGUAGGAAUUGUCCCCAACGAAUAUCUAAAUGCAUGUCCUCAGGAUGGGGAUUCAGAAGCUGCCGCCAUCUCAAGAUGUAUGCCUCAUCUUCUCCAUCUUGAACUCAGAUUCUUAAAGUUGACAGCAAAAGGGGUCACUCUAAUCUCUGAAGGGUGUAAGGAGCUGGAGUACAUCGACUUAUCUGGGUGUGCAAAUGUGACUAGUCGAGAUAUCGCUUAUGCAUCUCUCAAUUUGAAAAACUUGAAAACCAUCAAGAAGCCCAACUUUUAUAUCCCAAGGUCAUCUUUCCACGCAGAAAGAUAUGGGCAUUGGCAGUUGUACGACGAGCGGUUUCAAACAGAUGUAUUCAGAAUUUGAUGGAGAUGAAGGUACAGUGACAGGUUGUGUUUCUCUAUUUUGUGUAUAUAUCGUUGGACCCUAGCUUUGUGAAGCGUUUGUAUCAGCAAAUUCAAAAUUGCAACUUCUUUGUUCUAUGUUUUGUUACUUAUUGUAAAUUUACUAGAUUUUAUAACAUUGUUUGAUCA
Salvia hispanica is the source of this 1121-nucleotide messenger RNA. RefSeq names its product F-box protein SKIP1-like. The record is from RefSeq and is a predicted model, not a curated record. Gene Ontology annotation, molecular function: protein binding. NCBI's taxonomy places the organism in Eukaryota, Viridiplantae, Streptophyta, Magnoliopsida, Lamiales, Lamiaceae.